AGCUAGCCCACAUACCAGAGAACAGGUCCAAUGAUGUAGACCAAAUGAAAAUGCAUAGCUGGUAGGUGUUGGGAGUUUCUGGACAGAGAACCAGCUGUUUGAGAGAGCCGAUAUUCUUUGGACCUGUCUCAACUUGUUAAAUCAGCGAUAGCUUUAGGCUAAGGAGCCAUAAAUUGGUCUACCCUGUAUCCGAACGAUAUUAUAUUCCGCUGAGGGCAUAGAGGAGCGGUCGUCAAGGGUCAUCCACGAUUGUCAGGAUGAAAUUCGGCAAGACGUAUCAGAGUUACCAGACUCGACUGCACGAAUCCGCAGAUAUCCCGUCGCGCUUCGCGCAGGUGGACUACCGAGCGUUGAAGAAGAUUCUCAAGCGAUGCCUCUCCUCGCGCGCUCACGGCACCACGCUGCUUCUAGUCGGCCAGUCAAAUGAAGCCACGCGAGCUUGCGAUUUCAACCAGCUGGAAAACUCUUUGUUCGACGCCGUGAAUCCCGCAAGCCCCGUCAACUCCGUCAACUCCGUCAACUCCGUCAUCCCCGUCCACUCCGUCAUCUUUGACGCCGUUAAGCCUGCGGCCGGCUGUCCUCAUUGCGACGGCGAGUUCUUCAAGCUGCUGGAGGAGGAGCUGCGAAGCAUCGAGCGAAGCUUCACCCGCGAGGCGGCUCGCGUCAUCAGCUGCCACAACGCGCACGGGCUGUCGGCAAUUCUAUCCCGGUUCUCCGACUACAGCAAGCCCGAGGUCAUGUACUGUGCGGCGUCGAGCCUGCUGGAGCACCUCGCGCUCAGCUACCUCGCUACAAGGAAAAUCGUUAAGAAGUACAUCAAGGUGCACAGCGCCCCUAUCAGCACCGGCCUUGACGAAGAGGCCGGAGCAGAGGGCCACCAAUCCGUCGAAAAUGAGGGAAUUGGCGGGAGCGGCGGAAACGCGGAGAGACUAGAAGGUAUUCGGAUGCUGCAGCAGCGCAUCCUGCGGUCGCCGCUGAUGCUGGAGCUGACCGCGCUGCUGUCCAACCUCAGCUACGCCCUGGAGCAGAAGCAGCUCAAGCUGCAGGCGAAGCAGCAGCAGCAGCAGCAGCAGCAUAAUCACUCACCGAGCCACGCGGAACACCAGCGGCCGCAGCAGAAUGAAGGGGAGCAGCAGCACCCUGCGGGCCCUCCUUGCCCGCAUGCUCAGACGCAGCACAAGCUCUCCCGCGGGGAGAGGCGCGAGCAGCAGCAGCGGCAGCAGCUGUUCGGCUGCAGUGCGGCCGGCGCAGUGAGCGAGCACCACCACCACCACCUGCACCGCCACUGCCACGACCCACGCUGCCCCGGGUUCGAUCUGCGGCGCAGCCAGGAGCACCGCGACGGCAAGUGGCGCUACCAGCACCUGCGCUGGCUGCACAUCCUCGCGCCCAUGCAGAGCACCUGGACGGGCGGUGGCGCCUCCUCAGGUGUUUUUUCAGGUAGGCUGCCGUGGAGCCCGGUACGGGGGGCUGGUGAGGAGCGGCAUGGGCAGGGGUUUCCUAACGGUGGCUCAGGAGGUUCGCCAGGUGGUUUCCCAGGUAGGGGGAGUUUCCUUGGAGCAAGUGAGGUGAGGGAGCAGGCGUGGAGUGAUGACGAGGAAUCCGAGGAGGAGGGGGAGGAGGAGGACGUGUCUGUGACGAGAUGUGAUUCUAGCAUGGACCUGUUUGAGUAUGCGGAGGGUUCUACGGGGCGAGAUCAGAGAGUAGGAGGAACCCUAGGGUUCGGACCACAGAGCAUGACAGAAUGUGGUGAUGCUGGUGCUGGCGAUGGUGGGGAAAGCGGGGGUGGAGAAUCCAGCAUCGACCUCAGCAGUGGCGACGGGCAAUCGGACGCGAGUGAGAUUCUGUUAGAGAGGGGGGCAGAGGGGGGGUGCAACAAUGGCGAUGAGAGGUGGAGGGGUGGCGGUGGUGUGGCGCCAGCCAGUGAGGGGCUAGCGGAGCAGCCAGUGAGGCGGCGCAUUCUGGCUGCUGUGGAUGGCGGUGCCGGGAAUUCUGACAUGCCGCCGGCAUGCGAUGGUGCUGAAGUGUUUUCUGCAGAUGGUCCAGUGCUCGUCAACUCAGAUGGACUGCCAGAGCGCUUGGCAGGACAGGAGCAGGAGCAACAGCAGCAGCAGCAGCAGCAGCAGGCGGGGUCGGAGCCGGUGUUGGAGCUGCAGCUGAGGCCGGAGUUCCACGCCCACGUGGAGUUCAAGUGCCCCGUCUGCCUCGACGUUUUUUUUGACCCCAUUGCUCUCGCUUGCGGCCACAUCUACUGCCGCUCGUGCGCCUCCUCAGUGGCGAAAGUGCCAGCUUUUGAAGACAUUCGCAUGGCAUCGCCACACAUCCCAUGCCCGGUGUGUCGCCAGGCGAAUGUUUUCGGGCAGAUGGUGUCUCUAAAAGAACUGCAUCGGCUCAUAAUGGCUCGGCAGCCGGAACAAUGGAGGGAGCGGAGGGACGAGGAGCUUAAGCAACGGCGGGAACAAGAGAGGAAGUACAUGGACGAACAGAUGAGGAUCGCUCUCAAAUUGUAUUGAGAUGGAGAGGUGAAGUCAUGUGCUGUCGGCGUAGAUCAGGGUGUUGCAAUGCAGCAGAGAUGAAUGUAUGGUUAGGGGAUUGUAAUGUGCAGUAGCUAAUUAUUUUCAGCUUUCUGGCUUAGUUGUUUUAGCGCAUAAGCAUUUGAAAUUUGUCUU
This is a messenger RNA of Closterium sp. NIES-67, 2669 nucleotides long. NCBI's taxonomy places the organism in Eukaryota, Viridiplantae, Streptophyta, Zygnematophyceae, Desmidiales, Closteriaceae. The record is from the annotation of a GenBank genome assembly.